GGAUGCCUCGUCAUCCGUACGGAGAUCAAUGACACUAUCAUCCAAAAAACUUACGUUGAUACAGGUAGCUCCGUCAACGUUAUGUACCUCAGCACUUUCAAUGAGCUACACCUGGAGAGGGAGUCCUUUCGGCCCAUCAAGACCCCUCUUUCCGGCUUCACCGGGGACACCAUUGAUUCCGAGGGGGUCAUUACCCUCCCGAUACUAUUCGGUGACAGGCUCCAUAGGGCCAAGAUCGAAGUGGAGUUCGUCGUCGUCAACAUCGACCGCCAUACAUUUUCAUGUUUGAUUUUCUUUUUAAUUUUUAAAGUGUAUUCUUUUCUUUUCCUCAAUAUCAAGUUGGAUUGUGCUAGCAAAAGAGAUGGUUCAUCUUUCUCUGUUUUUACUUCCUUGCUUCUGGAUAGCAGACAAACCUACCUUGCAGGCUCCAAAAAAAUCCAACUUGUCAGACAAUCCUAGGAAUCCCAGGGAAAUAAGAAAGAAAUGGCUUGUACUCGGGUAUGGUCUUCAUUCCAAUUCUAAUUAGCAAUUUAGCAUACAAAAUCAUUCUCGUGGUCUUCAAGUUGCAUUGGUUGAAUGAACAAAAAAUGGGCAAAUUCUAUUGGGAAUAAUUUAUUGUAUUUAAUAUUUUGUAAUUAAUAGUCUAUCCUUUUGUAUUCCUUAGGACAGACCUAUCGUUUAACUUUCUAGCUUCUUCUCUUUUCAUUUCAUGAAAGCAUGGAAAGACAAACAAUUGGAUUUCCUCCACAUACUUUCUUUUACUUUAUGGUAUCAAAGCCAGGUUUGCUUCCUGUGUUCUCGUCGUUCUUAACAUGGCUGAAGAUGAUAAAAUUCCUUCACCAUCAAAUCCCCUUUUCACUCUCAGCCCAAAUGAUAAUCCUGGAGCUAUUAUUACUCAUGUUGUCCAAAAGGGAUCUAAUUAUGAAGAAUGGGCAAAGGGAAUUCGAGUAUCUUUACGGGCUAAGUGCAAAUCACAAUUUAUUGACGGUACGGUGGAGCAACCGGACGAAGGAUCUCCAGACCUUGAGCGGUGGUGGACAGUAAAUUCAAUGAUAGUAGCCUAGAUUUUUAAUACCAUCGAUCCUACUGUGCGAUCAACCAUUUCCUACACAGAUGUAGCUUUUGACUUGUGGGAAGAUAUAAAACAGAGAUUUUCAGUAGGAAAUGAGGUGAAGGUCUAUCAUAUAAAAUCUGAAAUUGCAGAAUGUAAACAAAAGGGCGGCGAAUCCAUCAUGAACUAUUAUGGCCGCUUGAAGAAACUAUGAGAUGAUUUGAAUGAUUAUGAUCCUUUACCGACCUGUAAAUGCAACGGUUGCAUGUGCGAUUUAAAAUCUUUGUUUCGCAAGCGACGGGAUAUGCAACUGAUCCUAGAGAAUGUUCUUUACGUGCCAAACUUUAAUUGCAAUUUGCUCUCUGUGACUCUGUAUCAAAAUUGCUGCAAAACAACAGAUUAAGUAUACAUUUCACUAAUUUGAGUUGUGUUGUAGACCGUAUCUUGAGGAUGAAGAUUGGUGUGGGUGAGCAGAUUGGGGGGCUCUUCCAUAUGUCAAGGGGGGAGCCAGCUCAGGUCAACAACGUAAUCAGUGAGGAUGUUGAACUAUGGCAUAAAAGAUUGGGUCAUCCUUCUUUACAUGUAUUGGAGUUUUUACAGCAACUUGGAAACUUGAAUAAAAGUAAUCGUAAGUUAGCCGAAAAGCCUUGUGAUAUAUGUCAAAGAGCAAAACAGACUCGUGAUAAUUUUCCGAUCAAUGGAAAUAAAGCAAACACUUUAUUUGAGCUAAUUUACUGUGAUAUUUGGGGUCCUUACCAUGAGAACCGUGCAUGUGGUUCAAAAUAUUUCUUGACUAUUGUUGAUGACUAUUCAAGGAGUGUUUGGGUUUAUUUGAUGAAAAAUAAAAGUGAUGCUCCGUGUUUGCUGUUGAA
This is a messenger RNA of Cuscuta europaea, 1923 nucleotides long. The record is from the annotation of a GenBank genome assembly. Lineage: Eukaryota; Viridiplantae; Streptophyta; Magnoliopsida; Solanales; Convolvulaceae.